Drosophila ananassae is the source of this 2125-nucleotide messenger RNA. Its product is annotated as annexin B11. NCBI's taxonomy places the organism in Eukaryota, Metazoa, Arthropoda, Insecta, Diptera, Drosophilidae. The record is from RefSeq and is a predicted model, not a curated record. The transcript has 8 exons. The coding region runs from base 206 to 1675 and encodes 489 amino acids. Gene Ontology annotation, molecular function: calcium-dependent phospholipid binding; calcium ion binding. Gene Ontology annotation, cellular component: cytoplasm.
UUUAUAUCUCUGAAGAUAUCGACCAAUCGCGAUCAAUCGACCUAUCGGUCCAUCUUAUGUCAACAGGUUGUCGUUUCGACUAUAUAUGUGUAUAAUAUUUCCCAAUACAAUUUAAUACAGAGUCCCGAGUCGGUCGUGGGGUGUUCAGAUACUUAAAUACUGAAUCUCAUUUAAAGGAAUACUCACGAAUAGAAUCUCCCUUACAAUGUACCCAUUCGGCUCUGGAAUGCCUUACCCAUCGCAACCUCCCACUUCGUCCAGCGAACCACCACGAGCACCUUUUGGAGCUGGGUGGGUGCAACCGAUGAACCAGAACCCUCCAUACCCGCCACCUACCCAGUCACAGUUCCACCCUCAACAUCCGCCCCAUGGGCAACCGUAUAUUGCCCAUCAGAGUGUUCGUGCCCCAUAUCCUUCACCGAUUUCGGCGCCCUACCCGAGCACUUCAUUCUCUCCGAACCAAAACCCGUACUCUGCACCUUCGCACAGCUCAUCAUUCGCUUCCCAGCACCCAUUUCAACAACAUGUGCAACCAGGCUUAGGUAACGCUUCUUCUUUGGAUCAUGGACCCAUACCACCGGGAAAUGUGUAUGGACAAGGAAAAGGGCAAUGGCAGGGAUACGGAAGCGGAGGCGGAAAUGGGCAGGGUCAUUGGCAUGGGCAAGGGAAUGGGCAUGGUCAAGCGCACGAGUAUCGGCCACCCACAGCUCUCAAAGAGGGAACACCCACUGUAAAACCUGCGCAGGGUUUCGACCCUGUUAAGGAUGCCCACGACCUUCGAAAAGCCAUGAAGGGUUUUGGAACUGACGAGGACGCGCUGAUUAACAUAAUUUGCCGACGUUCAAACGAACAGCGCCAGGAGAUCCAGCGUCAGUACAAGACCCACUUCGGAAAGGACUUGAUUGAAGACAUUAAGUCAGAGACGAGUGGAAAUUUUGAAAAGUUACUGGUCGGCCUUCUUCGCCCAAUCGUGGACUUCUAUUGCGCUGAGUUGAAUGAUGCCAUGGCCGGAAUUGGAACCGAUGAGGAGGUCCUCAUUGAAAUCCUUUGCACGCUUUCCAAUAUGGAAAUCUAUACAAUCAAAAAUCAGUACUUACGGUUGUACGGCGCUCAUCUUGAGUCUGAGCUAAAAUCCGAGACAUCUGGAAACUUUAAGCGGUUGCUUAUCUCGCUUUGCACAGCAGCACGCGACGAAAGUGGACGCGUGGAUCCCAACGCGGCCAAGGACGACGCUAGAGAACUACUCAAGGCCGGAGAAUUACGAGUUGGCACGGACGAGAGCAUGUUUAAUAUGAUACUCUGUCAGAGGAACUAUCAGCAAUUGAAACUGAUAUUCCAAGAGUACGAGAACAUGACGGGUCACUCGUUGGAGAAGGCCAUCAAAAAGGAGUUUUCUGGUGACAUUAUGGAAGGUCUAAUCGCCAUCUUCAGGUGCGUCACCAACAAGGCCGACUACUUCGCGUCGCGCUUGCACAAGUCCAUGGCUGGCAUAGGAACCAACGACACCCAGCUGAUCCGCGUAAUAAUCACGCGCAGUGAGAUCGAUAUGGUUGACAUAAAAGUGGCAUUUGAACGUUUAUACGGCAAGACCUUGAAGAGCUGGAUUAAGGGUGAUACUUCCGGCCAUUAUAAACAUGCUCUUUACGCACUGGUGGGCGAACAGCGCUCUUCUUAACCAUUUAUUUUUUAUUCGUAUUUUAAAUCGGAAUGAAUGCAAUUAUUCGAAUAUUUUAAAUUUGAUAUAUAUUUAUAUAAUAUACGCAACUAUGGUGUUGCUGAUUUACGGAUAGCGCUAAGGGCUGCCAAUUAUUUUCUUAAAAAGACUUUCUUAUUUGUUUGUCCAGCUCAAAAUUGGUUGAAGCUUUUAAAACGCACUUAUAAAAUAUUAAUUAAGGGAUACGCAUUUUCCCAUAUUAAAAUUGAAAUUAUGUAGUCAAUUAGGCUUAGUAUGCAGCUUACCAGCUUCAACGAAACUGUCUCCAACAAAUUUUAGCCUUCACCAGAGCAUUUACAAAUGCAACAGGUACUCCGAACUAUUUGCAUUUGAAUUUAGAUGGAUUUUAUGUAAUGUGCUCUUCAUAAUGAACUUUUUAGCCUUUAUUAAAAUAAAAUAUUUAACAACUUA